Molecule: messenger RNA, 3476 nt
Organism: Rhinolophus ferrumequinum (greater horseshoe bat)
Lineage: Eukaryota; Metazoa; Chordata; Mammalia; Chiroptera; Rhinolophidae
Gene: FKBP1B
Product: FKBP prolyl isomerase 1B
Exons: 4
Coding region: 259-585 (108 amino acids)
Biological process (GO): regulation of cardiac muscle contraction by regulation of the release of sequestered calcium ion
Cellular component (GO): sarcoplasmic reticulum membrane
Molecular function (GO): peptidyl-prolyl cis-trans isomerase activity
Source: RefSeq, a predicted model, not a curated record
GUCAGGCUCCGGAGCAGCCGCUUCAGGCCAGGGUCCCUUCCCCAGGGCCCCGCCCCGGCCGCCCCCACCUUUCCGUGCUGCUCCGCCCCGUCGCCCCCUUCCCCGUGGCCCCACCCCGCGCAGGUCCCGACUCCCGCCGCACCUCCUCCGGCUCUGCAGUGGCGGCGGGGAGACGAGUCGGAGCGCCAGCGGGGCCGGAGCCAAACCGGGGUCGCGGCAGAAGCGGGGACCCUCGGAGGCGGGGCCAGGGGGACUGCGAUGGGCGUGGAGAUCGAGACCAUCUCCCCAGGAGACGGAAGGACAUUUCCCAAGAAGGGUCAGACGUGUGUGGUGCACUACACAGGAAUGCUCCAAAAUGGGAAGAAAUUUGAUUCCUCCAGAGACAGAAACAAACCUUUCAAGUUCAGAAUUGGCAAACAGGAAGUCAUCAAGGGUUUUGAAGAGGGCGCAGCCCAGAUGAGCUUGGGGCAGAGGGCGAAGCUGACCUGCACCCCCGAUGUGGCGUACGGAGCCACGGGCCACCCCGGUGUCAUCCCAGCCAAUGCCACCCUCAUCUUUGACGUGGAGCUGCUCAACUUAGAGUGAAGGCAGGAAGGAAGUCGAGGUGACCGGACAAGGCUGCUGCCCACCCUCCUGGCCUGCCCCGCCACUGGGAUGGCUCCGCCUGCUCGGGGCUCCUGAUCAGUGCGCUUACCUCACUGCCCCAUGGCGCGAUCCCUUCUCUCUGCCUAAGUCGCUCUGUAUGUGUUCAUUGUUCACGCGUAUCUUUGCUUGAGGACACUUCAGUUGCGCAGAUGGAAACAUUUCAGGUUGUGCAUUUUGCGUGAUGCAUGUAGUAGGCAUUCCUGAACACAGAACACAGAUUUCUCGUUUGCACAAUCUACACUGCCUUACCUUCACCUAAGCCAGACACACAAGGUGCUCAGACAUGAAAUGUACGUGCUGUACACAGAGGGACUUGAGCCAGUUACCUUCGCUGUCACUUUCUCUCUUAGAAAUUGUUGGCUGCUGAGUUCCAAGAUGUCCUCUUUGGAAAUGAUGUGUAAAAUAAAGGCUCUGUGCUUGACAAAGUCCUGUCCAUCCUUAUUGUAGGUAAGAAGGGCUUGAAGGGCCACAUAAGCCAGUUGCUCUAUGGGAAAAGAGUGGAAAGGAGCCUUCCAAGUGGCCAGAAGAGUGAUAAUAAAUGUAACAGCUACAAGGGAUUGUACAUGCUGGGCCUUAUUCUAUAGAUUUUUAUACAAAAUUACUACCAAUCCUUUAAGCAGCCCUAUACAGUAGGUAUUACUUGCCAUGCAUUUCACAGCUCAGAAUUCUCCCCUGACGAACUAAAAGGAAUAUAUUGUGUUCAAAUCCUGUAGCUUAGCAAUCAAAUGUGGGAUUUGAGCACUUUGUGAUCUUACAAUCUCUACUUGUUUGGACUGACAGGGAUCUGCUCUCCUCACCUGGAUGGAAAAGAACACUGUGCGUCUCAACAAAUGAAGGUAUGGUCGGCCUGCGAGCCACACACUAACUCGCACUGGGACGUCACUUUAAAAAGAAUGUGAUUCUCAACUUCUUUUCACAUUAACUGCUGCGUUUCAUCUAGAUUCGCUCUUAUAUUGGGGAAUUCCUUCUGAGAAGAAUGCAUCAGUCUGAACUUGUUUCUACUGUUCAAUUUCACUGACAUUUACAGUAAAUCAUGAGAAUUCCCAGUUAGGUUUUAAAACCACCCCACGUAUUGGUGUGGGUUUGUGUUCAUCAGAGGAACCUAGGACAACGUGGCUAAGAGUUUUCUUUUAGCUGGCCUAGAUGAGAAAAGCUUUUAGCCAGUCAGGGUUAUUCUGGCAGCGAUGUCUUGAAGUUGCUAAGAUUGAGGAGGGGCUGGUAACGGUACUGUUAGUUUCCUUCACAGACUCACUGAUACGUGUCACAUGAUGUCAUACAUAUGGUACGAGGCCACAUCAUCUUGGCUACUUCAUCUAUCCCUUUUGUCUCCAGGAAGUCGUGGUGUAUUCCUCUGUUGAGGAUUGAGGAGUUAAGAGGCAGUGCUUUAAGAUGGAGAGACUAAUGAGAAAGGGGCUGCCUUGGCUUUAAUCACCCAGUCCCUGGGCUCACUUCUGCUGUGGGACUAGACCAGCCAGAGGGUGCUGCACUCACUCCUUUCUGGGGUGUUUCCUUCAGAAAGUCUUAGCUCCCAGCUUUCCUUGAUGAUACAAAUGUCUAUGACAAUUUAUCAGAACUCAGCCUGUACAAAAGACAUCUCAUGUUUUCCACUGUGACACCAAUAGGACAACUAAAGAUGGCACCAAGGACCACUGCAGGUAUCCAUUGUGGAGUCAUAUAAAAGAUCUUAGAGUAUUUAUAGCCCAGGCGGUAAAAGGAGACAGCCAGCAGGUGAACCAAAACAAACCAAAAAAUGCAAAUACCUACUGGCUAGCACCUGGAGAGGAUAUGCUAGGCUUUGCAGGCCCUGCUUUACUGGAGCUCUUAAGACGAUGCAGAAAAUCAUGAUUCAAAAUGCUGACAAGUUUGGACAUUGUCCUGUGAGAGCCACUGAAAGUUGUUCAGCAGGAGAGUGAUGAUGAGAUCUGUGUCAUUUCAGUCAUUUUCCAACUUUCAGUCAAUACGUGCUCUAGUCAUAGAAGAGCUUUCUUAGAAACUCAAAAUUUAACAUACAAGAAUGUAAAGCAGCUCUGGCACACAUGUAUGCACAUACGUGUGCAUGGAAACAAUCAACCCUUGCACGCUUAAAAGCAGUUUGAAGAACUGAGCCUUGGAUACCCGAUACAGAGAACCAACUGUAACGAUAGCCUCAGCGUCUUGGCCCACACUGCCCUGGCAAACUAGGUACUCAAUAUUUGUCCACUGAAUUCAAGUUCUUACAACUUCACAGGAACAGGCUACAAAAGUGUCAAACAGAGGAAAUUUUUUAAACUCUUUAACUUUAGGUUGUGAAAUUCAGCUAACAGAUACAUUAAUCUAAAUGAUGGACCGGCCAUAACUGUCAAUAGUAGGAAUUUCGCCUUGUUAUUACCUUAAAACAACUAUAUUACAGGGAAGCUGGUCUGCCACUUAGACAAACCACAUUGGAAGUCUAAUUUGUUUUCCCCUCACAAAAGUUUUUUAGAAAAUUCUUUUUACGUUUGUAAAUACCAAAAGGCACAUCACACACUACAAAAGUUAAUGAGGAAUUCAUAAAAGCACGCACAAGAAAAUUACAACUGUGGUUCCUUUGUCAUCUGCCUGUCCUUCUUAAAAAUGACUCUUUCUAACUCUUACAGUGCUUUCAAAAAGCACUCAGACAUAAUAAAACAAUUAUUUCUUCAUUUUCAAUAGUAGGCUUUGAGAAGACAGUACAAAAAGUAUAAAAUAGCCCAUUUUCUUAAAGUAAUGAUAGAUUUCAAAGCUAAAUGCAUUUAAAAGUAGAGUAGAUACUCUUUGCCCAUUUAAAUGAUUCAGUCUUUGUAAUCUUCAAGUUGGUCUUGAGUUAUAGUUAU